AGUAUAAUCAGAGGAGAAAAGAAUACAUCCAACAAAAGAAUAAAGAACGCUAUUCAAAAAGCCAGGGAAUUAAUACAACUUUUGUUCCACCGCAAAAGAUUAAUACAACCAGCGAGGUUCACGAAAUUAAUACAACUGAUGAAUUAAUACAAGCCAGGAGAGAAAUUAUUAAUACAACUGAAACGGCUAACCCGGAAAGAAAAUCCAGCGGAGAAACUAAACCGAACCAAUUAAUCCAACCCAAUAGUCUCUGGUCUGAUUAUUAUCCAGUUAAAAAGCCUACUUGUGCUUCUUGUUUGCAAGCAGGCAUAAAAGAAAACGAAUAUCAUUUUUGUAGCGAGGAACUAGUUCAGGCCGGAAUUUACCAGUGUCAAGUUAAGCAUUGGGUUAAAUUCUAUCAUGACUCUCAUAUGAAGAAAUGUGAUUGUUCUCGUCAAUAUAUUAUAGACUUUUUAAAUAAUUUAAGUGAAGAAAGCAAAGUAGAUGAUGUGAUAAAAGAACUAUUUAAAUUUCUCUUUGGGGCUUCCCCGAAUCAAAUUACAUCUGAGGAUGUGGAGAUGAUGAAAAAAAAACUUCGAUUGCCACUCCAUUGGGGAGGGCCAUCAAUACAUGGAGGACUAUUGUCUUAUACCAAAAAAACACUAAGCGAAAAGGUAAUUAACCAAAUAAAACAUCUUCCUCGUUAUCAUAAUUUGAAUUCAGAACAGAAAAAACUUGUUGAUAAAUUGAUUCGUAAUGGAGAAUUAAAUUUACAUAAUUCUCAAAAUAUCACAACUGAUUUUUUACAAGAAAUUACUAACUAUAAAUUACUUGAUUAUGACAAUAUUGUAAAUUGUUAUGGAAUUUCUCGUGAAUCAGAGAACGAAUUUUACCAAGAAUAUAUCAAUGAAACAACAGAAUACAAUGAAUCAUUUUCGAUGCUUAAUGAUUCACCACUCUAUUCAUAUGAAAUUCAUCCUUCGGCAAUUUAUACUAGCCGCUUAUUAGAUUUUAAAAACCUCCCUAAACCUCAGAAUUCUAAAGAAAUAAACGAAUGGUUUUACUCUCAAUCAAAGAAUGAAAUUUCAGUCGACACAAAAUUAUUAAAUUUUAUUGAAAAAGCACAAAAAAACAAUCUUACGAGUGUUUUUACUAAUCUUGAACUUUCUGAAAAAAAAGUUUUCCCUGAAGAUGCUGCUUACUGUAAAUGGUUAAAAGAUGAAAUCAAGAUGAAUCCUGAGGAAUUCUUAAAUGAAAACAAUAAAGAAGAACUAUAUGAAUUAUUUCAAGAAUACGAAAAGCAACAAUUCCAGGCUCAAAUACUCUUCAAAGAACACUAA
Messenger RNA from Racocetra fulgida, 1319 nucleotides. The record is from the annotation of a GenBank genome assembly. Lineage: Eukaryota; Fungi; Glomeromycota; Glomeromycetes; Diversisporales; Gigasporaceae.